This is a messenger RNA of Belonocnema kinseyi, 2420 nucleotides long. RefSeq names its product protein odd-skipped-like (gene odd). Lineage: Eukaryota; Metazoa; Arthropoda; Insecta; Hymenoptera; Cynipidae. Gene Ontology annotation, cellular component: nucleus. The transcript has 2 exons. Gene Ontology annotation, biological process: embryo development; regulation of transcription by RNA polymerase II; embryonic hindgut morphogenesis. The coding region runs from base 480 to 1313 and encodes 277 amino acids. Gene Ontology annotation, molecular function: DNA-binding transcription factor activity, RNA polymerase II-specific; RNA polymerase II transcription regulatory region sequence-specific DNA binding. The record is from RefSeq and is a predicted model, not a curated record.
UCUCUGACCCUCGAGUUGACAGUGUCUUAUUCCUUUUUCUCCCGACUCUCAACCUGCCCAUCCUACAAGGUGCUACCAACCAUCAGCACGAAUCUCCACCACCCGUAGUGAUAAUCCCGUUUGUGUCACCCACGUUUUCUUCAAAGUGUUUCUCGUGCUACAAACAAUAAACCUUUGAUGACCAGUGAAUUAACAUUCGAGUGAAUACACAGUUUGGUGGAAAUUUAUAUAUAAGUUGGUGUGCAAGAACUCAAAUGAUAGUGUUCACAAACUAAAGGCUUUAGGAGUGAUUAGCAAAGUUUUAGUGGGGGCUACAUGUAAAGCAUUUUGAAAAGUGUGUAAGAAUAUAGGGUUGCAAUCUGAACGGGACCAAUACCGGAGGGUGUUUGGAACAUACCCUCGACUGGGGAAGUUCAAUAAUUUUCAGCCUAUUGAAAAGGUAAUUUUAGUAUUUUUACGGAACAGCAUCGUUGGCGAAGAUGAUGGACACCGCGAAGAUGGAGCCUCUGACGCCACCACACACUCCCCCCUCUUCGGCAAUUGAUCGGUUACACCCGCAUGGGACGUCACCUCCCAGGUGGAUCAGGAAUCAGCAACUGCAUAUGCCUCCUCACCAACAAAUUCACCAUCAUCAGCAACUCCCACAACAACCUAACGGAUACCAUGCUGCUUUUUUGGAUCAUUGGUUGAGGGGUGCAGCUCUCCUGGCUGUGAGAGGUUGUUGUCCCCAGACUCCAUUGUCUCCACAUCAUCAUGGAUCUCCAGGUCAUUCGAUGCAUCCUGGACUUCCGGUUCCACCACCCGCUUCCUUCUUGACGAAGAGACUUCCUGGCCAGAGGCCGAAAAAGCAGUUCAUCUGCAAAUUUUGCAACAGGCAGUUCACCAAGAGCUACAAUUUGCUUAUUCACGAAAGGACCCACACUGAUGAAAGGCCCUAUUCCUGUGAGAUUUGUGGAAAGGCUUUCCGAAGACAGGAUCAUUUGAGGGAUCAUCGAUACAUCCACAGCAAAGAAAAGCCCUUCAAGUGUGCCGAUUGCGGAAAAGGAUUCUGCCAAAGUAGGACGUUGGCAGUGCAUAAAAUUCUCCACAUGCAGGAAUCACCACACAAAUGUCCAAUUUGUGCCAGGAGUUUCAAUCAACGAAGCAACCUGAAAACCCACCUCACAACACAUACAGACAUUCCUCAAGAUCUUCGAAUCGAUCCACCAAUUUCUCCAGAAAAUAUCGAAUCGAUGAGCAUCAGUCAAACCGGCGAAAAGACCAGCACAACCCGAAAAUUAGGGUUUAGUAUAGAAGACAUAAUGAGGCGUUAAAGCUCUCUAGAAGUCACCUUUAAGGAACCAACUUUUUUUUAAACGGCCAAAAAACACGAUCAUUAGAAAUAAUUUUUUGCUGCACAAAAUAAUUUUUAAUAGUUCCCAUGUCUUUUAAAAAGAAUUUCCUAAAAUUGUCGUGUUUGAUUUUAAGUCCUAAGGUUUUGUUCAUUACUGUAAAUAUUUGUCAUCGCCUCGUUCACCUUUCAAUUAUUGUUGUAUAAAUGAAUGUCACGUAUCUAAGAAAUCUUUGUGCCCCAGGUUGAUUUAAUGUGGACACCCAAGUUUUGAGAGAAAUUUGUGGAAAGUUGCUAGACAUUAUUGUCUCACGUGGGACGUAAAUUGCUGUGUAGGAUCAGGAAGAUUAGGAUUCUAAAGGAGCUUAGGAAGACUCUUUUUAGCAUUUACGAUCCGUUUCGAGUGAGGAUCAUCCAAAAGUGUAAAUGCAAAGUUGUAAGCGUAUAGAUAGUCGAUAGCUGAUAUAAAAUUGUAUGAAUAUGUAAGAGCCAAAUGAUGCUAACGUCCUUUAGGUGCUAAUCGAGUAUUUUUUCCGAGUGUUCUUUUUCGGACCUUUCUUGUAAAAAUUAGGAAAUCUCGAUCUGAUAAGAACUCGGCAAGGGGCCACCUUGCUCCUACCUUUUUCCAGUGACCUGUAAAUAGUCGAGAUCAGUGGGAUCGUCUGAUUUUGGUUGGCCAAGGACCACCCACACGAUCUUUCUGUAUAUACAUAUUAGUUAUGUAGUAGUAGAAGUAGACUCUCGCCUUUUUUAAGACUUUUUGAGGCCUUUUUUUAAGACUCGAAGACCCUUUUUAAGCACGUUCCAUUCUGUGUCAACCCUCGAUGUUACCACUAAUUUAAGAUGGGUGUAAAUAGCGCAUAUUUAUAGAGAUACAGUUGCCGAGGGACUCUAGGUGUAAAUUGUAAAUCCCGCCUGUUGGGUUGCGUCGCGUCGUCAUCGUCAGCUUAUCUCGAAGCUUGAGAGUCGCCAAGAGCGUUAAGUACCUAAGCCUGUAUACUAAUUGUAAGUGCCGCCUGUGGACACCCAAGGUUCAGAUUAACGUGUAAAGAUAUGCACCUAUACCAAAAAAAAAAAAAAAAGGAAAACU